AUGCGUUGGCUUCGUAUAAAUAUCGCCUCGAUUACGCCGUCACAACGCACAGGCAGGAUGGAGUCGGACGGGGAGGUCGAUGGUCGCGUCUCGACGCCCCAGCGCAGCUCGGGCGUGCCGCAGACGGCCGGGGACGACGGCGCGGCGGUCACGCCAAGCUUUGCCAUGAUGUUUUCCAUCUACGACACUGGGCGCGGCUCCAUCGCGACCGAGCACUUGAGCGCUCUCUUUCAAAAGAUGGGGUACACGGUGGCCCGCGACCAGCUCGAGAAAUUUCUCGACGAACUCGACCCCGACGCCACAGGCGACAUCUCGAAAGUCACGUUCCUCAAGUGGUUUGAAAAGUGGGGCGAUGCGCUGGACGACCCCGAAGAAGUUGCGGCCCAUGUUGCUGACAACACGUCUCCAUUUCGCGACAAUGACGGGAAUGACGAGUGCAGCACGUUCAUGGCGGACGCUACGUCCAUCCAAAGCGCCAUGCUCGAGGCAAAGAUGCAGCGAAAACGGGCCGAAGAGGACGUCCAGCUGCUGGCGAACCGUCUUGCGCAUCUCCGGACGGAAGAGAAGAAAGCGCAGAAAAAGAUCGACGAAGCAAACAAGCGCGCCGAGGACAUUGAAGCUAUCAAGAGACGAAAUGCCGAACACCAGCGCCUCAAGCGCGAACAUCUCGAGCGCACGACCGCCAGUGUUCGCCACACCCUCGUGACGAAUUCGAAAGCCAGCAUCGAGUCGUGUAAGAAGAAGGAGCAGGCAAUCACAGCUAUGGUCAAGCAGCGUGCCAAAGUCGUGCAGGACACCAAGCUCGACGCCAAGAUCCUUGCCGAAGAAAAGGCACGGCAACUUGAGAUCGAGCGAAAACGCCUUGCACUCAAGACGCAGGCGAUCAAAGAGAAGGAAAAGGAAGCAGCUCGAGUACGGGAAGAAGCGCGAAAGCGGCGGGAGAAGGCACUGGAGAAAGCGGCGCGGACAAAGGUAGCAGACGAGUACAAGAAGAAGAGUGUCGCGGAAAAGAUGCUGCGGGACAUGGAAGCAGAGGAAGCGCGUCUCAUUGAGAAACUUCGUAACACGCAGGAACACCAGCGCCAAGCAUACAUGCAUCUCGAGAGCGCGAUUCAAAUGCAAGUCGCAGACGACUGA
Aphanomyces invadans is the source of this 1137-nucleotide messenger RNA. RefSeq lists its product as hypothetical. Lineage: Eukaryota; Oomycota; Saprolegniomycetes; Saprolegniales; Verrucalvaceae. The coding region runs from base 1 to 1137 and encodes 378 amino acids. Gene Ontology annotation, molecular function: calcium ion binding. The transcript has 5 exons. The record is from RefSeq and is a predicted model, not a curated record.